UCUCUCUCUCCUUUCCUCCCUCUCUCUAUCUCUCUCUGUCUCUCUCCAGAGUACGCACUCCCCGCACUUCUCCGCGCUUUCCUUCGCGCGAAGUAACAGCGUGGGCUGCUUCGCUCUGUUCCAUGGCGGCGCUUCCGACGGAUGCGGAGCCGGCGGCGUCGGCGGCGGCGGAUCGGAUGGUCAAGAUCGAGAUGGAGGCGGCGGAGGCCCUGGCCGGCCUGGCGCAUUUCACCUCGCGGCGGAGCGCCGGAGGCUCCGGCGGGAAAUGGGGGCGCGGGGCCAGGAGGAUGACGAAGCGAGCCAAGAGCGAGUCGCCGCCGGCGCCGCAGCCGCAGCCGCAGCCGCAGCGGCGGACGCCGAGUCGGUCGGCGUUGGAGCCCGGUCCCGCCUGCGGCUCGGCGGCUCGGCGCGCGGAUCCUCCCGAGGAAUCCUUGUGCGAGCAGCAGCUUGAAAACAUGAGUGUUAAUGUAGUGGCAGAGCAAGUGAAGGCUGAAGAGGACACUGAUCUGUUAAAUGGUGGGAGCAACAUGUGCAGCACAAGUUACUUGUCCCUAGGUGUCAGCCGUUCAAGACAAAAUCUAAACGAGGCUGAAAAAGAAGAGAAGAGGCUUCGGCGGGUGUUAGCAAACAGGGAAUCAGCAAGGCGUACGAUUCGCCGGCGGCAGGCUUUAUGCGAAGAACUGACCAGGAGAGCUGCUGAGCUUACUCAAGAAAAUGAGAAGCUAAAGAAAGGAAAGGAGUCAGCUUUGAGAGAGUAUCAGUUACUGGAGACUACAAAUAAGCAGCUUAAAGCACAGAUGGCAAAGUCAAUGACGCUGGAGGAAGAGGUUACACCACCAGCUGAGCGAAGGCAAGCACCUGCUCAGAUGUCUACUCCACAGGUAAAUUGCCCGUUGCUGUGGUAUAGGAGUCCAUUUGCACCACUUUUCUGGCCUCCAGUGUUUCAAUCAACAAACACGGGCCAAUCACAAGAGGGUCCUCUUGGUACUCCUGGUGUCUCACCAAGUGCAACAGUGCCAGCGUUUUGCAAGCUCAAUACAUUUCAUGAACAAGAAACCUUGACAAACGAGUCUAUACCAAGGCCUCCUUUGUAUAUAUUCCCAUGUCCGUGGUUCUUCACUGUUCCCGAUCCAGGAAGUGUGCAGCACCAGGAGGCUUCUUGUUGCCCCAGAGAUAAAGAAGAUGAAGACUCCACAACAAACCAAGUCAGCGAUAAUUCUUCCAGAACUGUCACACAGACCGAGGAUAGCAAUUCCCAUGUGCCUAUCGUGGUCAAGUCAGAAGCUUCUAGCCCCACCAGAUGCAGAAUAAAGAAUGAUCUUAAUGAAAUCCCAGUCGAGUCUCCAUCGGAUGGGGGUGACCUGCAUGAAGAAGUGACUCCUACACCUGCGCUCCCAAGUUCCAUCGGGACUGGAUCUUGUGUCAAACAUGAGAAUGGAAUAAGUGAGGACCUUGCCGCUCCUAAAUGUGAAGUAAUUUCCUCGAGUGUUAGUGACGCAUCUUUUGUCAGGAAAGAGAAUCAUCAACAAUUGGAUGCAUACACCAGAAAGAAGCUAGCUGAUGCGGUUGCGGCAGCAGAGGCGAGGAAAAGGAGGAAAGAGAUCACGAGGCUAAAGAGCAUCCACGGCCGUCAAUGUCGGUUGCUCUGUUGAAAUUCUCGGAAGGAUUGUGAAAUAGGAUGAGAAAAAUAAAAACUAGGCCAGAAGAGGGUUCAGUUUCUUUGGUAUUUACCGUGACCAUGAGUUCCGUCACAAGAUGACGUGGUUGAGCUUCUUCUUACCUCGGCGCUCUAAUGCCAAGCUAAGUCGGUUUCUUCUCUAUUUUUGGCAUGAGAAGGUACGGGAGAGAGAGAGAGUCUUUCAGCGCCCUUUUAUUUGGAGGCAAAGCCUGAAAGGUGUGAGUUUUGCUUAUCGUGACUUUUUGAGGCUGAAUUAACACGAGCAGAGAAGAGAAAGAUGACUAAAGAUAGCACAUUGAAGUCUUGCUUCAGAUUGUAGUAGAAGCUAAUGUAUGGAUAGUUGGAUACCCACGCAAGUUUUGCUUUUUUGCA
Messenger RNA from Eucalyptus grandis, 2050 nucleotides. Its product is annotated as transmembrane protein 131. Gene Ontology annotation, biological process: regulation of DNA-templated transcription. Gene Ontology annotation, molecular function: DNA-binding transcription factor activity; sequence-specific DNA binding. Lineage: Eukaryota; Viridiplantae; Streptophyta; Magnoliopsida; Myrtales; Myrtaceae. The transcript is spliced from 6 exons. Bases 123 to 1652 code for a protein of 509 amino acids. Gene Ontology annotation, cellular component: nucleus. The record is from RefSeq and is a predicted model, not a curated record.